UUUUGCUGAGUCGAAUGUAGUCGUUUCCUUUUCGCUUUUUUGAUCCGGUGCCAUGGCACGUCGAAAUCGCGGCGCAGGUGCCGCUGCCCUGGCCUGCGGGACAGGCUUGGCAUUCUUGAGCGCGCCAAGCCUUUCUACGCCAGCGGCGCCACAUCGCUCCCACGCGAAAGCUGAGGCUGGGUCUUCUGGCGCCGGGCCGGCGGCUCUGCUGCUUGGCGCGGUGGCCGGAGUCAGUGCGCGGCCGAAGCUCCUGCCAAGGAGUCAGGCGAGAGGGGUGGACGUGAAGGAGCCAGAGGUGCAGGCCAACGUGGACGUGGCAGUGGCUGAAGUGGCUGAAGUGGCGAAUGGCGAGGCAGUGCUCAGCAGCUGGCAGGAGACCGCGUUCCGGCGGAUGUGGACGCGCGCAGACUCCUUCCACGUCCACGCCAUCUCGGGUACGGUUCACACCAUCAUCGGCUUGGCGUACUUGCUGGAUGUCCUCCUGGUGGAUAUUGUGCGCCUCGCUGGCGGGCAAAUGUCCCCGCAUUUGCCUUUCGAGUUGGUCCUCGCGUCCAUGGGCUUUGGCGCCGUGAAUGCGAUCACUGGGCUGCAGCCCUCGCUGCUGCCGCAGCCCACCAAGACCAUAGCCCAACUCCUCGGCUUCGGCGAGGACGGCAACCUCUCCUCCGGUGGCUUUGUGAACACCGCAGGAUUUUAUUUCUUCUUGACCUACCAGAGCCUCCGUGUGCUGCCUGAGUACCCCACCUGGUUGCAGCCGUUUGAUCCGCUCCUGUCGGCCACUGCAUUUAUUUCGAUUUUUCACGCCAUGUUCCUCAUCAACAGUUGGGUGCAGAGAGGCAAGCUGGACCAAGCCUUGGCGAUCGGCAUGAGCGCCCCUCUCAUGCUGAACGUGCCAGUGUCGCUGCAUCUCAUCUUCCAGGGCCAAAGUUGGGUUGAGGGCCUGUCACGUGCCUAUCCUGGCUGGCCAGAAGUGUUCUUCUCCUCCAACUACGCUUUGGCCUGGGCAGGAUCCAUGGUCACGCUCAUUCUGUCCGUGUACGAGCGCAAGGUGUGCACUCUCGAGCAGCGCAACUGGCUGGUGGUGCUGCUGGGGUUUCUCAACUUCUUGUUCAUCGGGCUGCAGGCGAAGCUUCUGGUUCCACAGUGGUUCCAGGGCGACUGGAUGGUGAUGCUGACGCUGAAUCCCCCCAGCUGAGCCGACCUUGGCGGGGGGUCACGGGGUCGUCUGUGCAUUCAAUCCUGGUGUCGUCUGUGCAUUCAAUCCUGGGAUUGCGUGCGCAGAUGACCCUGCGGGAUUGAAUGCGCGAAUGACUCCAAGAUUGAAUGCGCGGAUGACCCCACCACCUUGGCGGGGGACUGGCGAAAGCUGAGGGACAAGACUGGUUUGGUUUUAGCUCAACGGACUCACAGGACAACGCGGCUGGCUUUUCUUUGGCGGGUGGUUGCCACAAGCUGGACGAAUUCAUUUCCGGCGAAGCAUGGGGCAAUUCGACGCCCCUGGCUUUCCUGCACCAAAGUUUGGG
Effrenium voratum is the source of this 1523-nucleotide messenger RNA. The record is from the annotation of a GenBank genome assembly. NCBI's taxonomy places the organism in Eukaryota, Dinophyceae, Suessiales, Symbiodiniaceae.